ACCUUACAUACCUCGCACCCCCACCACCAUCUCAUUGCACCAUAUCACGGGUUUGCCUCUCCACCUCGAAUCUUUCGCAAAUCUUUCACGAAUUAUUUUUUCUGCGUUCUUUCUCCGAGUAACAUUUAAGCUGCCAUCCCUCCCCACUUCCCCUUUCCAUUGAAUAUUGACCCAAUCGACUCGCCAUGGCACCUCCGAACACCCCCGCAGCGUACGACAACAUCAUCGAGCACAUCGGCGGAACACCCCUCGUGCGCCUGAACCGCGUCCCGCAAUCCCUCGGGAUCAAAGCCAAAGUCUACGGCAAGCUCGAGUUCUUCAAUGCCGGCGGCUCAGUCAAGGACCGCAUCGCGCGGCGCAUGAUUGAGGAAGCGGAGCGCGAGGGGAGAAUCAAGCCGGGAGACACGCUGAUCGAACCCACUAGUGGCAACACUGGAAUCGGCCUCGCGCUCGUGGCCGCCGUGAAGGGCUACCGGUGCAUCAUCACGCUGCCUGAAAAGAUGUCGGCGGAGAAGGUCUCGGUGCUUCGUGCUCUCGGCGCAGAAAUCGUCCGAACACCCACCGAGGCCGCCUUCGACGCUCCGGAAUCACAUAUAGGGGUCGCGAAGCGCCUGCAGCAGGAGAUCCCCGACUCCCACAUCCUCGACCAGUACGGCAAUGAGAACAACCCGCUCGCACACGAGCUGGGAACUGCUGAGGAGAUCUGGACGCAGGUGGAGGGGAAAAUCGACGCGAUCGUUGCCGGCGCUGGAACCGGUGGAACCAUCACUGGUAUUGCGCGUGGUCUCAGGAAACACAAUCCCAACGUCAAGAUCAUCGCCGCCGAUCCGAUUGGAUCCAUCCUCGCGCUCCCGCAGGCGUUGAAUGAUUCCCAUGAGGGCUACAAGGUCGAGGGUAUCGGCUAUGAUUUCAUCCCAGAUGUGCUGGACCAGGAGAUUGUCGACACCUGGAUCAAAACCGACGACCGCAGCUCUUUCACCUAUGCACGUCGGCUGAUUAAGGAGGAGGGUCUGCUCUGCGGUGGAUCGUCUGGAUCCGCCUUCGCUGCAAUGGUCGAAGCGUUGUUGAAAUCCAACCCCGAACUGAACCACCCCGACAAGACUAUCGUCAUUGUCUUCCCCGACUCGGUUCGUAACUACCUCACAAAGUUCGUUGACGACACCUGGAUGGAGAACAACGACUUUGUGGCGUCGACAGCCCCCAGCGAGGAAGCCAAGAUCCGCGAUCUGAACCUCAAGCCCGUAGUCGGCGUCGAGACCACCAGCACCGCAGAGCAAGCCAUGGAAAUCAUGCGCGAAAAGUCGUUCGACCAGCUCCCCGUCCUCUCGGAUAGCAACUCGAAGCGUCUCGUCGGCCUGGUGACGCUCGGGAACCUUCUCUCUCACAUCUCGCGCGGUUGGGCUACCCCGGACACCCCCGUUCGCGACAUCAUGUUCAACUUCACCAAGCUGAAGGAAAUCGUCACCGACAGCACCGAGAUUGGCUCCGUCAAGACGGACAACGACCAUGCCCAACGCAAGCGGAAGUUCGAGGAGGUCACUCUGGACACUCCUCUCAGUGCGCUCACUCGCUUCUUUGAACACAACUCCGCCGCGGUGGUCACGGAGCGUGCGGCGGAUGGAAAGGGAUUGAAGGUGCUCCACAUCGUCACCAAGGUCGACCUCUUGGGGUACCUCGUCAAGGCGAAGCGGGAGAAGGGGGUCUAGCCUCUUACCUACUAUCGAUUUCCAUUUCCAUUUCCCUCGUUCAUCUCUUCUCUUUCCUUUCUGUCCGGUUUUGCUUCAUCGCUCGUAUACCUCCCCCACCGCUUUUAACAUUGCGGGGGGGUUACUUGUCAUCUGUACUGUUUUUUUCUUCGUUUUCUUUCUUCGUCGGUCAUGGUUCUGGGUUUGAUUUUUUUGCGUCGUGUUACAUUGUAUUGUACUCCACGCAUCGUUGGGCUUUUGUUUUUGUUUUUGGAUUGGGCUUGGGCUUGGGCCUGGGCUUGGGAUUUGGCGCUCUCGGUUGGGGGGUGAGAUUGGGGGGUGAGAUUGGUAUACUAUUAGAAAUUUAGAAGAUUCAACAUCA
This is a messenger RNA of Tricharina praecox, 2067 nucleotides long. RefSeq names its product tryptophan synthase beta subunit-like PLP-dependent enzyme. Gene Ontology annotation, molecular function: cystathionine beta-synthase activity; cysteine synthase activity. Gene Ontology annotation, cellular component: cytoplasm. The record is from RefSeq and is a predicted model, not a curated record. The transcript has 2 exons. Bases 186 to 1706 code for a protein of 506 amino acids. Lineage: Eukaryota; Fungi; Ascomycota; Pezizomycetes; Pezizales; Pyronemataceae.